GUCCAGGUUUGUGUUGAUGUUGACCACUGCUUUCCUUCGCCAUCUUGGAAUCCUUAACACGUGUUCGAUUUCAGAUCAGAUCAAUGACAUAGAUCAGAUCCACUGAUCAGAUCUCAGUGGAUCAGAUCUGGAUCAGAUCAAGUGCUUCCACAACCGCUUUCAAAAAUCCUUUCACAAUUUUUCACAAUCUCAAAAGUUCCUUUUCCCUUUUUUCCCACAAAACUUCCCUACCACCAAGGCACAAAAUGGCCCAGUUCAACGUAAAGUUCGAUCAUGAUUUCUGCCAAACUUCAGUUGAUUAUUUCCUUGCUUGUUGAGGAAAAAACAACUUUUACUCAUUUCCCAUAGAUUUUUCAAGCAGGUGGCAGUCGGCUAUGAUCGGCGAUGGUCUAGCCUGCGUGGCAGGCUCAAGGAAUAAAGAGAGCCUGCAACAAUCUCAAGGAAAUUUGAUAACCGCCCACUAAUUACUAUGAUAAUUUAUUUCCAAUCCAACCAAUCAUAUUUUCUGAAAUCCGUGUGCGUGAUGCAGUGUGAGUAACAACUAUAAAUAUACUUUAAUUUAUUACUAUUGUAUAUAGUUCAUAUUGUAACAAUCGUGACAUUCACGUGAUCGCAGACUUGUUUACGUUACAGUAAUUUUACAUAAUUAGAAAAACCGGUUUUUCUUGUUUUGGGGGACGAGAUAUUUUUUUUGGAACAUAAAUAAAAAGAAAAAAUAUGUAGUUUUUCGAGCGUGUUUUUAAACCCUUUUACGACGAAUAAAGCGAAAAUAAUCACCGUUUUCUACAUGGCGCCCAACGUGGGACGAGCUCACGAAGUAGAGAUUUAGAAUAUGUCGAAAAUCGACCGACUUAAAGCGAUUAGGGCGGCUCAUCGAGAAGUUUGCCAGAAACUCGAAAAGGAAACAUACGAUUUGUUAUCACAAGAAUUAUCCGACGAAGCGACAAGUAGACUCGAAGUUAUUGACUGUUUAUUGGAAGGUAAACAAAAGACUUUAAACGAUCUCGAUAACGCAAUUACUUCUCUGUGUAAAUUAAACGAAAUUAGCAAAGAAAUCGAAGAUUCAGAAGCGAUUGUAGCGAGAAUUAUAGCGUGUCGAAAGAAAAUUAAAGACUCAAAACAAGUCGUUAGCAAUGUACAACAAUCUCCCGUUUAUGUUCAAACGAAUUCAGCUCAAGAUAAUGUCGUUAAACCGCGUUUGCCAAAGUUAACUUUACCGAAAUUCAAGGGCGAUGUUACGAAAUGGACAACUUUUUGGGAUUCAUUUAAUAGCGCGAUUCAUUCGAACGAAAGUAUACCCGCAAUCGAUAAAUUUAACUAUUUAAAGGGUAUUGGCAACAAAAAAGUUUAUUAAUUUUAUUGCUUCAUCUGAAAGAGCAUGAAAAAAUAAGCCGAUUGGCCGUUUACUGCUCUAUUCUAUCUCAUCUGGUUCCGAAGUUAUACGCAAAAAUGUGCAAAAUAUAAAUUGCUGAUUCAGCACAUUCUGUAACGUCAUAAACUGGGUAAGUAUGUUUAUUGAAUAGUAAACUAAAGCAUAGCUGAGUAGAUGAUGAGAUGCAUGGGAACAUACUUCUAAUUUCGUUGUCAAGGCAACACAGUCGUUCCCAGGCCUCUUACACUGAUUUUGAAUAACUAGUUGCAUUUAUCUAUGUGUAUGUCAUUUUCGAAUUAUUAUCAUGCAAGUAAACUUUUGGCAUGCAUAGGUAUCAUACACAUACUUCUGAUAUUAUUUUAUUCUUAUCAGUACCUUGAAUAAAGCUGUUUCAUAAAAUUGGCGCAAGGGGCCUGGAAACGACAUUGUUACCUUGGCAACAAAAUUAGAAGUGUUUUUCCAUGCGUAUCAUCAUGUACAAUCAGUAUGCAAAAUUUCAUUUGAUUUGGGCCCAUAAUAACUGAGCUAUGCUUCAGUGUAGUAUUCAAUAAACAUACUUACCCAGCUAAUGACGUCACACGUUGUGCUGAAUCAGCAAUUUAUAUUUUCACAUUUUUGCGUAUAACUUCGGAACUAGAUGAGAUAGAAUAGAGCAUUAAACGGCCAAUCGGCUUAUUUUUUCAUGCUCUUUCAGAUGAAGCAAUAAGAUAGAUGAAGCAAUUUUUGUUGCCAAUACCCUUUAAAUGCUCAUCUCGAGGGUACGGCUGCAAGGGCCAUUCAAGGAUUAACACUUUCAAGUUCAAACUACACCUCAGCUAUAGAAUUGUUAAAGGAACGUUUUGGCAAGCCACAAAUUAUUAUUUCAGCUCAUGUUGACGAAAUGUUAAAAAUUCAAGCGAGCACAGAUGGUCGACUUUCAUCACUACGAUAUGUAUACGAUAAAAUCAGUGUAAACGUGCGAGGUUUGGCUUCACUUGGGGUACAAUCUGAGCAAUAUGGAAGCUUAUUAAUUCCUAUUGUUAUGUCUAAACUUCCUAGUGACGUAAGAUAAUCGCUCGUAAGAACAGUAGUGAAAUAUGGAAAAUAGAUGAACUUCUCGGCUGUUAAAACUGAAAUCGAAGCGAGAGAAUCGAGUGAAGGGGCCAGGGCAAGUGCAGUUGACAAUCGUAAGUUUUCCAAUAAUAACAAAACCCAGGCACCACUCGGAGCUAGUGCACUUUUCACAAAGACACAAGAGGACUUCAAGAUUCGUUGUGCUUUCUGCAAUAAUCUACAUUAUUCUGCUUCCUGUGAUGUUGUACAAUCCUACGAAAGUCGAAAGCAAAUUCUUGCAAAGGACAGACGAUGUUACAAUUGCCUUCGAAAGGGUCAUCAAGUGAAGGAAUGCUCAAGUCAAAAAAAUUGUAGACACUGUGGUAAACGUCAUCACCAGUCGAUAUGUGACACAGUGCAUGCAAAGGGAUUCGACGAAACUAAAGAGAAAUCGAAACAAGACGACGACGUGAAAACCAAGGUUACAACUGCAACGAGUUACGAGAAUCGAAGAAAGCGAAAUAGUGUUCUUUUGCAAACUGCACGGGCAGUAGCUCUGGAUGAAACUGGGAGACAUUCAGUUCCAGUACGAAUUCUUCUGGACACAGGAAGUCAACGAUCAUAUGUGACUGAGGACUUGCGUUCCAAAUUAAAACUGAAACAUGUUCAACGUGAGAAACUCACACUCAACACCUUCGGAGAGAAUCGGUGCAAGAAUCAAAGUUGUGAUCUGGUAAAUUUACGCCUUCAGAAACCUGGAAAUCCUGAAAUUAUUGAAAUUUCUGCAUUGACCUUCCCUGUAAUAUGUUCAGCCUUACCUUCCACGGUAAACAUCGAUGAUUACUCACACAUUCAGGACUUAGACCUAGCUGAAGACUUUGAUAACGACAACCACGAUUCAAUUGAUGUGCUCAUUGGAUCCGACUACUAUUGGGACAUUAUUAUGAGUGAAUCGAUUCGAGCAGAUUAUGGUCCAACUGCCAUCAACAGUAAAUUUGGUUGGGUUCUUUCUGGCCCAGUAACCGAUUCAUUAUUUAGUGUAGACAACACCGCAUCUCACCUAAUCAUCUCCGGAGCAUCGGAAUUCCUUCCAUAUCAAAGUAACGAUGAGAUUGUCACUGUGUUAAGAAAAUUUCGGGAAACGGACAGUAUUGGUAUCAAAGAUAAUAGAGAUAUCGAAGAGAAAUCCGAAGCGAUAACGAGUGAAAUUGUGAAACCUGUUUUUAAAGAGGAUCAUUACGAGGUCAGUCUGCCAUGGAAAGAAGAUUAUUCGCCAUCUUCAACGAACUACCGAUUGUGUGAAACAAGGCUGAGAUCGCUACACCACAAACUAAAGAAUGAACCGAAUCUGCUUUAUGACUAUCACGAGAUUAUUAAGGAUCAAGAACAUAAGGGGAUUGUCGAAAGAGUUGAAGAAUCAACAAGUGCAACCGAGCAAAGUUUGAAACGAGUUCAUUAUUCACCCCACCAUGCUGUAAUUUGGAAAGACCGCAAAACAACCAAGGUUCGUGUCGUGUAUGACUGUUCAGCCCAACAUUCGAAAGACGAUCGAUCGUUAAACGAUUGUUUAGAAGUCGGUGAAAAUCACAUCCCUCAUGUGUUCGAUCAACUAACGAAGUUUCGAUGGAAUGCUAUUGGUCUCACCGGUGACAUUGAAAAGGCAUUUCUGAUGGUAGGCAUCAAUCCCGAAGACAGAGACAUGCUUCGUUUCUUAUGGUAUGAUGAUCCAUUUGCUUCAAAUCCCGAGCCUGUUAUAUAUCGUUUCAACCGACUAGUGUUUGGUCUCAGACCAUCGCCAUCAAUUCUGGGAGCUACGAUCGAGCACCAUCUUUGUUUGUUUCAACAAAGCGAGCCUGAAAUUGUUGAAAUGUUGAAAGAUUCCUUAUACGUGGAUGAUUUCAUAACGGGGGAGGAGAACGACGCGAAAGCCUUCAAUGUGUACAAGAAAUCGAAAGAAAUCAUGGCGAAAGGUGGAUUUAACCUACGUAAAUGGCAUUCGAACUCUCCGAAUCUCUUGAAGUUGAUUGAAACUGACGAAACUUCUUUGCACGAACAUUCCAAAUCAGCACCGAUUGUUAAUACAACUGAAGAUGACGAGUCAUAUGCGAAGUCGCAAACUACGAUUGGGAAUUUCAAAGAAGAGAAUGACUCGACUGUUAAGGUUUUAGGAUUAAACUGGGACACAACUUCGGACGAAAUUUUCUUUGACUUAAGCGAGUUAGCAGAAUAUGGUCAUGCCCGACCUGAAACGAAACGUUCAGUCCUUAGCCUUACCGCAAAGAUCUUUGAUCCCAUUGGGUUCUUAACGCCUUUCACGGUUGAAAUGAAGAUCUUAUUUCAACAACUUUGUUUGAUUAAGACUAAUUGGAACGAUAAACUAGAAGGAAAUCUAUUACAAAAGUGGAAAUCAAUUCUGGAUGAGUUGAAAUUCCUUACGGACAUACGUAUUCCUCGUUGCUAUUUUCAAUCGACUCCUAUAGGCAUACAAUUUCAUGGUUUCAGCGACGCCUCAGAACGUGCGUAUGCUGCUGUUUUGUACUUACGUUCUGUUUACGAAGAUGGUUGCAUUUUAGUACGCCUAGUAGCCUCAAAGUCUAGAGUAGCACCGAUAAAGAAGCAAACAAUUCCACGACUGGAAUUGCUAGGGACUGUUCUUCUUGCAAGACUUGUGAACAAGUUUACUUCAACAAUUAAACCGAUCAAACAAUUAGAAACAAUCAAUUGGACUGAUUCCACAACUGCCCUCUGUUGGAUACAAAACGAAAGAAUAUGGAAACAGUAUGUACAACAUCGCGUUGACGAGAUCCGAAGUUUGACCCUCAAAGAUUCGUGGAGACAUUGUCCAGGUGAACUUAAUCCCGCCGAUAUACCGUCUCGUGGCCUGAAUGCAAAGAAACUUUCUGACAAUUCGAUGUGGUGGAAUGGUCCAUCGUUUUUACUCCGACCAGAGGCUGAAUGGCCUAAACCUCGACCCAUACAAGAAGAGAACGAACAGGUUCUACAAGAAGCAAAAAAAAGAAUGCACCAGAAAUCACUCACUCGAUGGCCAAUACUUCGUCUGACUACCCUGUUGCAAACGUGGAGAUGAUAAUGGACAGCACUCGUUACAGCACAUUAACAAAAUUACUUCGUGUUACGGCACUGGUGAUGAAAUUUAUUUCCAAGGUCAAGAAUCGUGUAAAAUCGAAAGAGAAUUGUGAUUCGGUUCAGAGAGAAUUGACUGCCUCGGAAAUUAACGACGCGGAAAUUGCGUGGAUCAAAUCAGUACAAGCUAAACCGUUCGAAAACGAGAUUCGAUAUCUUGCGCGUAAGAAAACGAAGGAAGAAUGUCUGUCAUCGCCGAAAUAUGUCACGCAAUUUGGGUUAUAUGUAGAUCAACAGGGAAUCGUUCGUUGUGGCGGAAGAAUUGACAAUAGCACCUUGUCAUCGAACUGUAUACAUCCGAUUUUACUUACUUACAUCCGAUUUUACUUACUUCCAGACACCAUUUUGUUGAACUGCUCAUCGAACACACUCACAAGCAUACUGUACUGCACAACGGUAUACGAGAUACCCUCACUGCAUUAAGGGAACGUUUCUGGGUGAUUCGUGGACGUGAAUCGGUUAAGAAAGUUAUUCGAAAGUGCGUUACUUGUCUCAAACAGGAAGGAAGUUCUUACGGACCACAACAACCAACUGAUUUACCAAACACAAGAGUCUCAGAUGACCCACCUUUCACGCACGUAGGACUCGAUUUCGCUGGUCCAAUUUAUUUCGAUUCGAAAGGGACUGAAACCGUUACCAACCAUUCGUCAAAGAAAUCAUAUGUUUGUCUGUUUACAUGUUCAUCAACAAGAGCUCUACAUCUUGAACUUUGUCGAACUUUAAACGUCCCGGAUUUCCUGUUAGCUUUUAGAAGAUUCUCUAGUCGACGGAGACUUCCUGCCACUCUAACCUCAGAUAACGCAAAGACUUUCAAGUCGGCAUCCAAGGAAUUGCUCAAAAUCGUUAGAUCCGAAGACGUGAAACGUUACCUUCACAAUAAUCGUAUCUCUUGGAAUUUUAUUGUUGAGAGAGCCCCUUGGUCGGGCGGGUUUUGGGAGAGGUUGGUUCGAAGUGUCAAGCGACCUCUCAAGAAGAUAUUAGGACGUUCGACAUUAAGUUUUGAAGAACUCCGCACGAUUUUAGUCGAAAUAGAGACGUUGAUCAAUUCAAGACCUAUUACCUACGUUUACGAUGAUGUCGAUUCAAUAUCGUAUCCUUUAACGCCUUCAAAUCUGAUAUAUGGUAGACGUAUUAGUUCAACGCCGAACAGCGCCCAUCACGAAAUCAUCAGUACUUAUAGAUCUCUGACGAGAAGAGCUCGCCAUCAGCGAAAUGUAUUAAUACAACUGACAGAACAGUGGAAGAGAGAGUACCUGACGAGUCUAAGGGAACAAUCAACACUGAAACAGAAAAACAAUACUCGUGAAAUAUCAAUUGGAGAUAUUGUGUUAUUGAAGAAAGAAUCGACUGCCAGAUGUAUGUGGAAACUGGCUAAAGUAGUGGAACUGCUUCCGGGUUCAGAUGGAAAGGUUCGCGCAGCAAUAGUUAAGGUUGCGAACAGUGAUAAACGACCAAUUUACCUCCGAAGAGUUGUGCAACAUCUUAUCCCAAUCGAGGUGAAGGCUAAUAACGACCAAGAAACACAACAACAUCCUGUUGUUAAUCCUUCAUCGCCCGUUGUCACUGACAAUGAAUUAAGACCCAAACGUAAUGCUGCAAUUAUUGGAGAGAUUGCUCGAAGAGAAAGGGACACAUAAACUGUACAUUGCUUGUUGUUUUGUUAAAGUUUAUUACUAGAGUUAAUAAACUUGGGGGAGUGUAACAAUCGUGACAUUCACGUGAUCGCAGACUUGUUUACGUUACAGUAAUUUUACAUAAUUAGAAAAAACCGGUUUUUCUUGUUUUGGGGGACGAGAUAUUUUUUUUGGAACAUAAAUAAAAAGAAAAAAUAUGUAGUUUUUCGAGCGUGUUUUUAAACCCUUUUACGACGAAUAAAGCGAAAAUAAUCACCGUUUUCUACACAUAUAGAGUGGCUCGAUAAUUCAAACACUUUUAAAAAAUUGGCAGUUUAAAUUACUUUUGGAGUAAAUAAAACAGAGUUUACACCGGCGAUGUCGGUUUGGUACAUUUCGAUACAUUAGCACAGAAUAAGGUACACAGAAGGGCCCCCUGGCCGCCAUCUUCCUAGCCAGAAAAACAGAACAAAUUACAGUAAAUCACAACAAACUACAGAAGCGGAAGUUCAAAAAGUCUUUUCAAUUCAAUUCAAAAGUCUUUUUAAUAGAUCAAAAGAUAAAAAUACAUAUCUUAUGUUACAAGUAUAUAUUAAGAAUACAUUAGUAAAGUUUACAUCAUAUGAAUAGGUUAUAGUUAAAAAUUAAUCUAUUUGCAAACGACAAUUUAAAACGUUCCGUGUUCACUCUUGGAUACUGACUAAACUCUGUCCUCAAAGAGUAGCUUGUGGAUUUUUUUCUUGGUAUCAAGUCGACUAUGGCACUCUUCUGAUUUACAGAAGCUUUAAAAAUAUUUCUGUCCUGUAUUUCUAAAAGAUAUCUAAUAUUUACAGGUUCUGAUAUAUACUUUCGCUUAAAACAUCUGUCAAAAAACCGUUGUAGAGUAUAUGAGUUCGAGCUGGAGAAGAACCGUAGACGGACAGGCCAAACGUUAUAGUAGAUAUUACUAGGGUCUUAAAUAGAUAAUCUAUCUCACAUUGGCUAUAGCCUUCUGCCCUGAGUGUUCGUAUAACGUACAAGCAUUUGUUUGCUUUGACCAAUUUACCUCGCACAUGACUGGUGAACUUGAGAUUGUCUUGAAAAAUAGUACCUAAAAUGGGAAGUUCUUUGCAUUGGGGUAUAUUAUAAACAUUGUCGAGUUGAUCAUUAUAUCCCUUCUUCCGGAUGAUAAGCUCUUUACAUUUACCAGGGUUACAAGUCAUAAAAUUAUCGUCAGACCAGCUCAGGAAUUGUCCAACUGUAUCUGUUGAUGUAUCAGGACCGUCACUCCAAACUGGCACUAUUAUAUUUGAAUCAUCCGCAUAUUUAAAAAGAGCGUUCUCGCCGUCUAUGUCCACCUCUAAAUCAUUUAGGAAAAUAUUAAAAAGGUAGGGGCCACUUACGCUCCCCUGUGUUGUACCCUUAUUAGCAUCCAUCCAUUCUCCACAAAAAUCGUUACAAACGACUCUUUGCUUUCUAUUCUUUAGAAAAUUUAAAUACCAAUUUAUGAUAUAAGGGUUGAGUGGCACAGUUUUUAACUUUUCCGAGAGGAGUGAAUGUUUCACUGAGUCGAAAGCCUUGCUAAAAUCCAUAGAAAACAGUCUAACUGCUUUGCAGUCCGCUCUAUCUAAGAAGCUGAGUACUUUGUUCUGAAUAGUUAACAGAGCGUUUGUACAACUCCCCCCCCUGCCUGUACGCAAAUUGCGUUGGGGAUAAAAUUUCCUCAACUGUCGACUUGACCUGACUAUUAUAAACGAGCUUUUCGAAGGUCCUCGCAAUUACAGGUGUAAUAUUUAUUCCACGAAAGUCACCAUCUUCCUUUGGUAAAUCAACCUUUGUAAGAGGGUUAAUAUUCGCUCUUUUCCAUGAAUCUGGCCAAGUAUGUGAUGAAAGGGACAAAUUCCAGACGUUAGUUAUAACUUCGGUUAGAAUUUCCGCAUGAUCAUUCCAAACCCAAUAGGGAAUAUAAUCGGGACCUGUUGCUGCCCUCUUUAUUCUUUUCAAGGCAUUCCAUACCUGCUGUUCCGUAAAGCUAGGAAUAUCUACUUCAUCACCAAUAAUUGAGAGCGUCGGUUCGACAUAACUAUCAUCGUGGCAGAGUUCGCCAAAGUAGCGAUUUAAUCUUGUAAGUGAUGCAUUAUCUAAAGUAACUCUUGAUGACGAUGCAUUUCGCUGAGAAAUAUCAUUCGUCUUUCUCCACCAUGUUCUACUUCCCACCAAGGCCCUGAAAUUUCUUCUGUUUUGACAAAUGACAUCAGAAAUCCUUUUGUUAAUUAAACUGAGUCUAUCCUUUUGCGACCGAGCAAUUCUGGAUUUAGAUUUUAGCAAAGAUUUAAUUAAAGGACUCAUCCAGUAAGGGUCACGUGACAAAAUGAGACUGUUUUUGUGGGCAUACAUUCAUUCAUAUGAUGCAUGAUCUUACGUUCAAGACAAUUCACAGCGUCAUUUACAUUCGUGGACUGCGAUACAUCCUCCCAAUCUUCUUCUGCUAAAGCUUUGUGGAAAUCUUCCUUUCGAUGCUUUCUACAAUCCCGAAAUUCAACCUUUCGGCGCAUAGGUUUUAGUUUCGUUCCUGCUGGUAAAAUAACCCCCAUGUGGUCUGUUUUAGUUGGAA
Messenger RNA from Paramuricea clavata, 9754 nucleotides. The record is from the annotation of a GenBank genome assembly. Lineage: Eukaryota; Metazoa; Cnidaria; Anthozoa; Malacalcyonacea; Plexauridae.